Molecule: messenger RNA, 1850 nt
Organism: Salvia miltiorrhiza (redroot sage)
Lineage: Eukaryota; Viridiplantae; Streptophyta; Magnoliopsida; Lamiales; Lamiaceae
Product: glucan endo-1,3-beta-glucosidase 3-like
Exons: 3
Coding region: 232-1638 (468 amino acids)
Biological process (GO): carbohydrate metabolic process
Cellular component (GO): plasma membrane
Molecular function (GO): hydrolase activity, hydrolyzing O-glycosyl compounds
Source: RefSeq, a predicted model, not a curated record
AAGACCAACAUUAGUUAUGGAUCCAAAUACAUUGCCAUUAAAACUCGAUCACAAAAUAACUCUACUUUUACAAAAUAAACUAAAAAAGUUAUAAAUUCCCAAAAAAAUAAAAACCAAUAAAACCCCAUCACUACCACCUUUCCUCCCUACACUCUCCACUCUCACUCUCACUCUCACUCUCACUCCCACUCCCCUCUCUCUCUCUACAGCAGAGAGAAGAAAACAAGCACGAUGCCUUCAACACUCACAUCAAUGGCGGCCAUCUCCAUCCUCCUCAUCUCUCUCGUCUCCGCCGCAGACGCCGCCACGGGCGCAAUCGGCGUCAACUACGGCCGCAUUGCCAACAACCUCCCCUCCGCGACGCGCGUCGUCCGCCUCCUCAAAUCCCAGGGCAUCGACCGCGUCAAGGUCUACGACUCCGACCCCGCCGUCCUCAAAGCCCUCGCCGGCUCCGGCAUCAAGCUCACCGUCAACCUCCCCAACGAGCUCCUCCGAUCCGCCGCCCGCCGCGCCUCCUUCGCCGCCGCCUGGGUGCACGACAACAUCGCAGCCUACCACCCCGCCACCGCGAUCGAGGCCGUCGCCGUCGGCAACGAGGUCUUCGUCGACUCGCACAACACCACCCGCUUCCUCCUCCCGGCAAUGUACAACAUCCAAAAAGCCCUAGCGAAGUACAACCUCGAUGACGUCAUCAAAAUCUCCUCCCCAAUCGCCCUCUCCGCGCUCCAAACCUCCUACCCUUCCUCCGCCGGUUCAUUCCGCCGCGAUCUGGUCGAACCGGUCUUCAAACCGCUGCUCGAAUUCCUCCGCAAAACCGGAUCUCCGCUCAUGAUAAACGUCUACCCCUUCUUCGCCUACGAGUCCAACGCCGACGUCAUCCCCCUCGAUUACGCGCUAUUCCGCCCAAACGCCGGCGUCGUAGACGCCGGCAACGGCCUCCGCUACUACUCCCUCUUCGACGCGCAGAUCGAUGCGGUGUUCGCCGCGAUGUCCGCGCUCAAAUACGACGACGUACCGAUCGUCGUGAGCGAGACCGGCUGGCCGUCGAAGGGCGAUUCGAGCGAGCUCGGCGCCAGCAUCUCCAACGCCGCCGCGUACAACGGAAACCUAGUCCGCCGCGUGCUCGGCGGCGGCGGAACGCCGCUCCGCCCUAAGGCGAACCUCACCGUCUUCCUCUUCGCGCUGUUCAAUGAGAACAAAAAAUUCGGGCCGACGUCGGAGAGGAACUUCGGGCUGUUCUACCCCGACGAGAGGAAGGUGUACGAUAUUCCACUGACGGCGGAGGGGAUCAAGGGGUUCAAGGAGGCGGCUGCGCCGCCGCUGACCGGCGGGGAGAGGAUGGCGACGGCGAGCGGGCAGACGUGGUGCGUGGCGAAGGCGGAUGCGGGGAGGGAUAAGCUGCAGCAGGGUCUAGAUUACGCGUGUGGGGAGGGAGGCGCGGACUGCCAUCCGAUUCAGCCGGGGUCCACGUGUUUCGAUCCUAACACGGUGGAGGCCCACGCGUCGUAUGCGUUCAAUAGCUAUUACCAGAAGAAGGGCCGUGCGAUUGGCACCUGCUUCUUCGGUGGGGCCGGUUACAUCGUAACGCAACAACCUAAAUACGGCAAAUGUGGGCUCCCCUUUGGAAGUGAAAAUUGAAGAGAGAGAAACAAGUGGUGAAGUGAAGUGAGAAAUAUAAUUCCAUUGUACGUAUAAUAUUAUAUUAAUUGGCUUUUUAGGUUCCUACAAUUACUAGUAGUAGAAAUUAGUGUUAAAUCAUAUGGACUUGGCUAACUUGCUAGCUCUUUUUGUAUAAUUUUUUUAUUGUUGCGAUUAAUUUCAAUUUUAGCCCCAUUUCUUCCGAAAUUAAA